This is a messenger RNA of Papilio polytes (common Mormon), 2426 nucleotides long. It is a transcript of the gene drongo, whose product is annotated as arf-GAP domain and FG repeat-containing protein 1. The record is from RefSeq and is a predicted model, not a curated record. The transcript is spliced from 6 exons. Gene Ontology annotation, molecular function: GTPase activator activity. NCBI's taxonomy places the organism in Eukaryota, Metazoa, Arthropoda, Insecta, Lepidoptera, Papilionidae. Bases 68 to 1102 code for a protein of 344 amino acids.
UUUCAUUCAUAGACAAAGAAAAAGGCAUCGGCAAGAAUACGUAAAUAAAAUUUAUACAUAACGAAAAAUGGCUGCGAGCCGUCGGAAACAAGACGACAGAAAUUUGGAAAUUUUGCGUGAACUUAUAUCUCUAAAUGGAAAUAAAUAUUGCUUAGAUUGUAAUCAAAGAGGACCCACCUACGUUAACACUACAAUUGGUUCCUUUGUCUGUUCAAAAUGUUCGGGAAUGUUGCGUGGUCUUACACCUCCUCAUCGCGUGAAGUCGAUCUCAAUGGCCACGUUUACACCGGAAGAGAUAGAAUACAUCAAAGCAAGAGGAAACGAUCACUGUAGACGCGUGUGGUUAGGUCUUUACGAUGGAGAAAGUGUUAACUUUAACGACGAACAAAGCGUUAAAGAUUUUAUGUCUGAUAAAUAUGAAAAGAAGCGUUACUACCUCGACACCCCACUUAAUAAUCCCCCUGUUACGAAUGGUAGUUCGUCUAUAAAAAAUAAAACGAAAGUGAAGUCGAUCGGCAGCGCAUCCGUAACCGCACCUUUGAUAUCAAUAUCUCCGCAAACUCAGAAAAACAGUAAUAAUAAUGUAAUGGUGAGCAUGGCUAAAGUAGUUAAUACACCAGCUAGUGAUACCAGUCAAAAAUUGGCAAGACCUGUUAAUACCUCGCAGCCAAUUCCUACUGUCAUAACUGCUCCAAUCUCCACACCGCCGGUCUCAGCACCCAUCACUGACUUUCCUGUUGACUUCACUACGGCAAAUAUAUAUAACAGUGCUCAAUUUAAUAAUAAUGUGAAUAAUAACUUUUUCAAUAAUCCGUCCACAACUUUUAAUGCUUUUGCAAACACUACAAGUACUAAUAAUCCAAAUGAUAGGUAUGCUGCCCUGGCAGACUUAGACUUAGCUUUAAGACAGCAGAACAUGAAAAAUAUGGAAGAAAAUAAUAUGAAUAAUAAGAAUCCAUUCCAAAGCACAACUACCAAUGAUUUGUUCUCUAAUAAAAAUCCAUUUUUCAAUGGUGGUUGGACUUCACCUCCGGUUCCAGUUAAUCCUUUCAUGCCGUCAAGCAACCAGACAUUUGGGAAUUCCAAAAACCCCUUCCUUUGAUGAGUCAUUGAAUAAGUCAUUUAAGAACAAAAUAGAAAGCACAAAUCGAGCUACAAAUUUAAUAUCGUUAAAACAUAGCAAUUAUUUAUAAAUAUAUUUACACUGCAAUAGUAUUAACAUGCUUAUGGUUGUAAAAUUAAAGUGCCUAAAUCUGCCUUAAAACUUUAUGAGAUUUCUCAUAUAGAGAUUAUGUAAAAAAAGAGCUUUAGGAGUGAUUAAUAAGUAUUUGAAUGUAUGAAGACUAAAGAUACUGGUAGCUUUAUUAUUUAUAGUAUUUAAUGAAAGCUUUGAGUCAAUAAUUAUAAAAUUGGCGAUUUUUUAUGUCAAAUGUUAACUAAAGACUAGAAGUGGCACAAAUUAUUUGAAAUGAACUAAGUAGUUAUAUUUACAUUUUUUUAUAUACUGCAUUUGACAGAUUGAAACCGAUUGCAAACUUCAUCAUACAUUUUACUUAAAGAUUAUUAUAAUAGGAAAACGAUCAGUCCAAUUGUUCAGAACACAACUAAGGUUUGAUUUAAGUUUUUGCGUUUUACAUGCUGAUCUAUAUAAAUUGACAGACUAUAUAACUAAUGUACACAUGUGAUAUAUUGUGUCUAUUUUAAUUUCGCUGUUUUGGCACUAACAGUUAGUUUCCUGUGUUAACAAGCACUUUUAAUUUAGAAAUCAAGAGCUGUCAUUUCCAAUGACCUAUCCAUUUAUACAGAUCAAUUUGUCUUCAAUUGAAAUUGAUGAAGUUUACAAUUAGUUGCAAUAUAAUACGGAAAUAAACUUAAUUGUAUAUCUUACGUAAUUUGUUAGCCUAAAAAUCAAAGUUCUUAAACAUGUGCCUUAUUUGAAUAUUGGAAUGUUAUUGUUAAAAAUUUAAUCAGUUAUGGUUUGACUGAAGGCUUUAGAAUAUUAAUUCGUCAUACUCCAAGUCAUUAGUGAGUCUAAACAUGCGUUUGUCUGUCAAUAGACAUGAUGUAUGAAAAAAUAUCAAGAUUUAACGAGGCUAGAUCUACUGUUAACUUGUAAAAGUUUGAAAUAUCUAUUUCAUACAAAAAGAUGUAAUAUUUAUUACUAUUAGUUAAUUUCACAUUUCAUUUAAGCCUUACUAAUAAUAUAAUAGCAAAUGUUAAGCUUUUGUUUUAAUUACGUAACUUACAAAAUGACACAUGAAUCAAAUAUUCUCUUUUUUUUAGGAAAUUUUAGUUUUUUUGAUAUUUUAUAGAUGUUUUUUUCAUGAAGUAAGCUCUCAAAUUAAUGUGUUUCAACUGUGAUUGUAAUCAAUAAUUUUAUUUGCAAUGAGCUAACUUGAACAAUUUUUUUUAUUAUUAAUCAAUGC